AUGAAAGAUCGUCAAGAAACGAGUAACCUGGCGCAGGUCAAGCAAGUGUUUUGGCAAGGAACUCACAAAAAUAUCAUCGUAAGGUUCCAUGCAGAUACAGACAUUGAGCCAUGCCUAGGUACACACAUGUGGAACCGUUUUUUGAAACCCGUUCUAUACACCAACAAUGAACAACGCUCUAUUCUCUACGAAUACAACUACGCAAGGUUCGAAAAUCCCAUCAAGCAUCAAUGGAACGAAGGCAAACCAAGCGACAAAAUCAAAAACCUCCAAAUCUCAGAGGACUUUGAAGUGGUAACGCCAUACCCACGUCCAGGACCCGCGCCUCUCCCAACUAUGGACUUGAAGUGGGCUAUAGCGGUCAAAAAGCAGCCUCCCCCUCUUGAACCUCUCGUGCGACCUCCAACACCCAUUGUCAAUCCGCCCAUACCACCAUACCCAGCUCGUCCCCCAACUGAAGAUAUACUUCCAACAAGGAUGUCAAAACCACCCCCGACUCAGCUCGCACCAGCACCGAUACCUUCUUCAACCAGCGCGUCAACCUCUGCGCCCCCAGCCUCAGCUACAGCACCAGAACACCCUCCUUCAGGUCUCUUUGAGCCCUACGUACCCCCAGCUGCACAUCCCGCUCAUGCGUUGUACACGGAACACAAAGCUUCUGCGCCUGUCCGACCGCCGAUUUCAGAUCCUAUUAUCGUUAAGAAGAUGGAUCCGUAUGAAGAAGGUCUGGAUUUCGUGUUUUCGUUUGGCUUCCAAGCAGACGCUUAUCUUUGGUCUUGUUGUAUGUCGGUGGAUAUGGUGGGUUACGCCAAAACCCCAGUAUGUUUCACAGCGCUGCGGCUACGAGGUUUUUCUGAUCCCAUUCCAACAGUGGACGAAACUGAAGAUUUCCUUUCUUCAUUCAUACCUCCUGCUUCUGUUCCAUUACAAUCGCACAUCCUCGAGGCAUCUCCACCUCCAGCUACAGUACGCGUGAAACCUGAACCGCGGGACCUUUCCUUCGACUCAGCAGAGACUCUACCAGGUUCCGAUCCCACCCUCGAACUCCAGCAAGAGCUAGCUAGAUACUUCCAAGUCCAUCCAUCCGAGGAAAGCGAAUUGUCCAUGCAACCUGAUGUAACAGUCAAGGCGGAACCUCAAGACGGAAAUGAAGAGACCACCCAGCUGCCAGGACCUGAUCCCAGCGAUGAACUCCAUGCCCUCCUAGCUGAACAUCUAAAGCAAACUUCAGCAGUGGACUCCCUUGAAGCUGAAGAUUUCCUCUCUUCAGUCAUACCUCCCUCUGCUCCGUCCCAACCACAUACCCUCACGGCAGUUCCAGAACGUGUCGUUUCCCUUGACGAAACUCUAGCAGGCUCUGAUCCUGCCCUCGAACUUCUAGCUAGAUCGCUCCAGGCCCAUCCAUCCGAGACGCACAAUUCGUCCGGGCAACCUGAUGUAGUAAUGGUAAAGGCGGAACCUUCAGAAGCGAACGAAGGACUACCAGGAUCUGAUCCCAGCAAUGAAUUCCAUGCAGCCCGAGUUGGCUACCUACAGUCGCAACUCAAUCAAGAACUCCGUGACGUCUCGGUGAAAUCUGAACCUCAAGAAUAUCAAAUCAUGCCAACCACGAUCCACAGCUCAUCAAAACAGGAUCGUCGCUCAGUCUCUCGUCCAUCGCCCCCUUCUUCUCCAGCAUCGUAUCUGUUCCAAGAUAACAUCCCUCGCGAUCGCUCACGAUCCACAACACUAGCAACAGAUUUUGGCCGCUCGUCGCUGAAACGUGACACAGAACCAAGCAAAUUUAACGCCACUCCAAGUCGCGAUCGCUCACGAUCUGCAACGCUCGCAACGGAUUUUGGUGCCCCAGAAACUCAACUUCGCGGGCCUGGUCAAAGGUUGAAACGGGAACUUUCGCCUGAGCCAGAUCACAAGUCAGAGCCUCGCCGGCUAAGCCAGCCUACACCGUCAAGACCUAGGCCUCCACCUGUGCAGCCUUAUUUCUCUAGGGUGAGGACAACACAGAUGGGGAAUGCGAUGCGGAGUGGGGAGGCUGGGCCGAGCACUGGGACACAAACGAAGAGAAUCAGGACGGAAGAAAGUUGAUGUUUUGUUCAAGGAUUUCCGAAAGAUUUCUUCACUUCGAUCCUAAUUUUGCGAAGGACAGACAUGUAUAGAACCCUUCUGUACUAGUGACCAGAAUUUUUGACAGUGGCGAUGCGAAGCAA
Laccaria bicolor S238N-H82 is the source of this 2207-nucleotide messenger RNA. RefSeq lists its product as uncharacterized. NCBI's taxonomy places the organism in Eukaryota, Fungi, Basidiomycota, Agaricomycetes, Agaricales, Hydnangiaceae. The coding region runs from base 1 to 2085 and encodes 694 amino acids. The transcript is spliced from 10 exons. The record is from RefSeq and is a predicted model, not a curated record.